AUCUUCCAAUAAUACCGAGAACAAAGACACCUCCCAUUACAAUCACAUCAGAGAGCAAUUAUGGUUUUGGGUGUUUGGUAUCAUAGCUCUCUUGGCUAUUCUGUGGAUUAUGUUGUAUUUCCUGAAGAAAUAUUUACAGGGUCCACGCUAUCAAAAGCUUAAUCGUUUGGAUGGGAAAGUGGUCAUUAUAACGGGCUGUAAUCGGGGCAUAGGCAAGGAGGAAAUGGCAAAACGAGGAGCUAGAGUGUAUAUGGCCUGUCGGAAUUAUGAGAAAUGUGAAGAGGCCCGUUUGGAGAUAAUAAAACAAAGCAAAAAUUUACAGGUCUUUAACAGAUCGUUAGAUCUGUCGUCGCUGGUUUCAGUUAAACUAUUUGUGGAGGAAUUUUUGAAGCAAGAACACAGUCUUCAUAUCUUAAUCAAUAAUGCAGCUAUAGUCACCAAAAAAAGGCAACUUUCCAGCGAUGGCUAUGAACUACAAUUGGCCACCAAUCAUUUGGGUCAUUUUCUACUCACUUAUCUGUUACUGGAUACUCUCAGAAGCUCCGGACCCAGCAGAAUUGUAACCAUUUCCUCAAAUGCCCAUAUUUUGGCUCUGCUCAAUAAACAAGAUCUACAAAGUGAAAAAUCGUUUAUCUGGUUCAAGGCCUUCCUGCAAAGUAAAUUCUGUAAUACCCUAUUCACCCUCAAACUAGCAGAGAUUUUACAAGAUUCUCUAGUCACUGCCAAUUGCCUGUAUCCCGGUUUGGUUCUAACCGAUUUGCUAUAUGAAAAUACCUGGUGUUUGUUUCAUCCUUUGCUCAGAUUUUUUGCCAAAAGCAUCAAGUCGGGUGCACAAACAGCCAUAUAUUUAGCUUUGGAUCCUGAGUUGGAAAAUAAAUCUGGGGGCUUUUAUGUGGAUAUGAAACAGUCGUAUAUGCCGCCCUGGGUUAGAAAUCCCCAUUUGGCCCAUUGGCUGUGGCAGGAGAGUUUGAAGAUGGUGAAAUUGGAGACUUUGUAG
Molecule: messenger RNA, 997 nt
Organism: Calliphora vicina (urban bluebottle blowfly)
Lineage: Eukaryota; Metazoa; Arthropoda; Insecta; Diptera; Calliphoridae
Product: retinol dehydrogenase 12-like
Exons: 1
Coding region: 110-997 (295 amino acids)
Source: RefSeq, a predicted model, not a curated record